AUGGAACCCAACAUCACGAUGCUGCGUGACCAAGGCAUGCCCGAAUCCAGGAUUGUGAGAUUGAUCACAAUUCAGCCCAGAGUGCUGAUGCAAACUGCUGAACGGUUGAAUGAGAUCGUCGCUAUGGUUAAGGAAAUGGGUUUCAAUCUGUCGAGUGGGAAUUUCAUCCUAGCCAUCCAGUCAGUGUCAACGAUGAGCAGAUUGAAGUGGGAACAGAAGGUGAACCUUCAUCGGAGGUUAGGGUGGUCUGAGGACGAGUUCAUCUCGGCAUUCAGAGUGCAACCGUAUUGUAUGAUGACGUCGGAGAAGAAGAUCAAGAGAGUAAUGAAUUUCUUCGUGAAAGAAAUGGAUUGGAAGCCAUCAGAUCUUUCUAGACACCCGGGUAUACUUAUGUUUAGUUUGGAGAAGAGGAUCAUACUGAGAUGUUCAGUCCUUCAGAUUCUAAUGUCAAAAGGUCUUAUUAAGAAGGAUUCCAUUAUAAGAACUGCGUUGGUUGUUGGCGACAAGGCCUUCUUGGAAAGAUUUAUCAUAAAGUAUCAGGAGAUCAUUCCCAAAAUAAUAACAGUGUAUCGAGGCAAAAUGGCAUUUGAAGGAUUAGAUGUCAUAUCUGAAGAUGCUGGACCUGCACUAAAAUUGUAG
Molecule: messenger RNA, 639 nt
Organism: Magnolia sinica
Lineage: Eukaryota; Viridiplantae; Streptophyta; Magnoliopsida; Magnoliales; Magnoliaceae
Exons: 1
Coding region: 1-639 (212 amino acids)
Biological process (GO): regulation of DNA-templated transcription; chloroplast organization
Cellular component (GO): chloroplast
Molecular function (GO): double-stranded DNA binding
Source: RefSeq, a predicted model, not a curated record